GCCACAGGGCAGCCCCGCCCAAAUGGAGCCAGCAGAUUGCCCCGGACCGCCUAGCACCCACCUGGCUCAGAGGGUGGGGACCCACUUGAAGGCUAGCCGCUAGAGGCUGAUAUCUACUAAGGUACCCAUGCACUACGUCCAUGCUUUAGUCGGGUUCUUGCUUCAGCACCACUCGCUUCCGUUUCCUCCCUCGGCCAGGCCUAGUCUUUUAUUCUGCCUGUUACUGUUCCAUCAAAACAUCAUCGCAAUUAAUCACAUCUUACCCGAAACGUCGACAACUGCCCAACCCCGUCGGCGCAUAUCAUAUCCCACGACUCUCUGAGCUGGCCCUUGCUCAUCAAGGGCGUUCACACGCUUCCAUUUUAUCGGCAUCUGUCCAGUUCGCGUUCCUUGGUUCGCGUCUGUAAUUAGUUGCCUUGCGUCAGUAGCCAACGCCAGCAUCCUUAAUCAACUCUGACUUGGCACCCAGCCUCGCGCGCCAACUCCUCGACGACGCCGAAUACACGAAGCGUAGCGCGAUAAACAAUUUCGAUUUAUCGUCGACCUCUCCGCAAUUGACCUUCGUCUCAACGACCCUCGUUUUCGACCUUUGUUACUCAUCGCUGAGACCUGCCUUGCGCAAUGUCGAUGUAUCCGCAUCGCGCCAUGGGGGGCGGCCCCCAAGGCAAUUCCACUCGGCUGAACGAGUUGCUCGAACAGAUUAGGGUCGAGUUUGAUACUCAGAUGCGCGCGACGGAAAACUACGAGCAUCAGAGUAUGUCCACUACUCUUGCCGCGCAAGUCAGUGAAAUGCAACUGGUCCGUGAAAAGGUCUAUCAGAUGGAGCAAACUCAUCUCCAACUCAAGCAGAAAUAUGAAGAUGAGAUCAGUGCUCUGCGACACCAACUCGAGGCUGCUCGAAAGGGCAUCCAGCCUGGCAUUCCCGGCCCGCCUCAACAUGCUGCCCCCUCCCAACAGCCCCCUUCUAUCGCUCCUGGCAAUGGUCUUUUCAGUGGCAUCAUGGCUGGCGGUAGCCAGGGAGGUCUCGUUCCUCCUCAGCCAGGCCAGCAGCAGGGUCAGCAGGGCCAGCCCCAGGGUGCGCAACAGCAGCAGCAAACGCAGCAGGGACAUGCCCCUCCUCAGGAGCAGCCGUUGGGACCUCAGCACCAAAUGGGCCAAGGGCCUCCUGGACUUCCCGUCCCCCCUCCUCACCCCAACGCGCAGCAAGCUCCUUACUCUCAGAACUAUCCUCCGGGCCCCGUUUCCAAUGGGAUGGGCCCCCAGCCGCAGAGCACCGCCUCUCCCGGCCCCGGUAGAAGGGGUAUCGGUCGUCCACCAGGUGCCGUCGGACCUGCUACACCCCAGGUUAACACCCCCGUGCCUUACCCUGGAAGUGCAGCCUCCCCUCAAGUCAGCCAUCCGACUCCCGAACAUGGUCGAAUGGGGGGACCACAUGCUCCCGCCGUUGGCAACGCUCUUGGAGAUCUCGAAGUCGACUCUGUGGCCCCUCACAAUAAGAAGACUGGGCAGGAUUGGUAUGCGAUCUUCAACCCUCAGGUCCAGCGUGUUCUGGAUGUGGACCUCGUCCACUCUCUCAACCACGAGAGUGUCGUGUGCUGUGUCAGGUUCAGUCACGAUGGCAAGUAUGUUGCAACUGGUUGCAAUCGAUCUGCCCAGAUCUUUGAUGUCCAAACUGGUGAAAAGGUUUGUGUGCUUGAGGACCAUAAUGCUUCCGAUAUGAGCGCCGAUCUCUACAUUCGCAGUGUCUGCUUUAGUCCCGAUGGUCGCUAUCUUGCUACUGGUGCUGAAGAUAAGUUGAUUCGAGUGUGGGAUAUCCAAACGCGAACCAUUCGAAAUCAUUUCUCUGGUCACGAGCAAGACAUUUAUUCGCUGGAUUUUGCUCGUGAUGGUCGAACAAUUGCCUCAGGCAGUGGCGACAGAACUGUACGCCUGUGGGAUAUUGAACAAGGCACAAACACCCUCACUCUUACAAUAGAGGAUGGCGUCACGACUGUUGCCAUCUCUCCUGAUACCCAAUUCGUUGCUGCAGGCUCACUCGACAAGAGUGUACGUGUAUGGGACAUCCAUUCCGGCUUCCUUGUCGAGCGUCUGGAAGGACCUGAUGGUCACAAGGAUAGUGUCUACUCGGUUGCCUUCUCGCCCAGCGGUAAGGACCUGGUUUCUGGCAGUCUCGACAGGACUAUCAAGAUGUGGGAGCUCAGUGCCCCUCGUCAAGGAAACCAGCCUGGCCCGAAGGGUGGCAAGUGCGUCAAAACCUUCGAGGGUCACCGCGAUUUUGUUUUAUCAGUUGCUCUCACCCCCGAGGCCAACUGGGUACUUUCAGGUUCCAAGGACCGUGGUGUCCAGUUCUGGGACCCUAGAACGGGUACGACGCAACUCAUGCUGCAGGGACAUAAGAACUCCGUUAUCAGUGUUGCACCUAGCCCGCAAGGAAGAUACUUUGCCACUGGCUCUGGCGACAUGAAGGCUCGUAUCUGGUCUUACCGUCCCUAUUCCUGACUAAACAAGGAACCGGCUCAAUGGGUUGCUUUUUAGAUGCUGUGACUAGAGAAGGACAGGGGCAUGAACAAGGGCGAACUGAUACAUGACGGAGAAAAAGUGAUGUGCUUGGCGGCGGUGGCUGUACUGGGACGGAUAUCUUUGAGGGGAAGCAUUCUGCUUUUCACGUGGUGGCUAAACAGAGUGAGCGACAGAAAUUCUUGUUACUUGGAUAUCGGAUACAGGAAACAAGCUCCAUACGCUCAACUUACGGCGCGAAGCAUGAUCUUCCAAAGAGGCGCACAGGGACAUGGGGUAUUUGGAGAGCAGGAUGAACGUAGAGUGGACCAUACCUACUCGUUUGCAACUUUUUUGUUUCUAAUCUUGCAGUGUGUUAUAAUGAAAAUCACCAGUCCUUGAACAGUUUGCUGUAUUUGUAGUGGUUGCUGAUAAGGACAUUGUUCGUCAUAUGAUGCACAAACUCGAAAUGUGUGUGUAUAGUAAAUGACAUAAUAUCAUCAUAGAGAGUCGAAGAGGCUGG
This is a messenger RNA of Fusarium verticillioides 7600, 3019 nucleotides long. RefSeq names its product glucose repression regulatory protein TUP1. The record is from RefSeq and is a predicted model, not a curated record. The transcript has 4 exons. The coding region runs from base 622 to 2499 and encodes 625 amino acids. NCBI's taxonomy places the organism in Eukaryota, Fungi, Ascomycota, Sordariomycetes, Hypocreales, Nectriaceae. Gene Ontology annotation, molecular function: protein binding.